AAUAAAAAAUGUCCUCGCUUGACAGAGUAAAAGUAUUAGUCUUGGGAGAUUCAGGUGUUGGAAAGUCAUCUUUAGUUCAUCUGUUGUGCCAUAACCAAGUUUUGGGAAAUCCUUCAUGGACAGUUGGCUGUUCUGUGGAUGUCAGGGUCCAUGACUACAAAGAAGGCACACCAGAGGAGAAAACCUACUACAUUGAACUGUGGGAUGUUGGAGGCUCUGUGGGAAGCGCCAGCAGUGUCAAAAGCACCAGAGCAGUUUUCUACAAUUCAGUUAACGGCAUUAUUCUAGUUCACGAUCUGACCAACAAAAAAUCCUCCCAGAAUCUGUAUCGCUGGUCAAUGGAGGCACUGAACAAAGACUCCUCUCCUACAGGGGUCAUUGUGUCGAAUGGGGAUUAUGACAGAGAGCAGUUUGCAGACUCCAUCAUCCCUCUCCUGCUAAUUGGCACCAAGUACGAUCAAAUCCCCGAAAACAAGCGGAACGACGUCCUGACUCGCACCGCCUUCCUGUCUGAAGACUUCAACGCAGAGGAGAUCAACCUGGACUGCACAAAUCCACGCUAUUUUGCUGCUGGCUCAUCUAAUGCUGUAAAACUGAGCAGGUUUUUUGACAAGGUUAUAGAGAAGAGAUACUUCAGCAGAGACCUGAGUCAGAUGGCAGGCUUCACAGACAGGAAACGCUUCAACUUCAAGAGUCUUCACUACGACUGAGCGCGUGAAAACAUCACUGUUCCUUACGAUUUACCGAACUCCUCAUCACUAUAUCUGUGUGCGUGUGAAGUAACACCACUUAAAGAUGUCUUGUUUCUUUUAAUGUGAGAUUGUCCGAGUAAAACUGCAGAAUAAGCACUAAUUAAGUUGUGUUUACAUAUUUUCACACAUUUCACCCAUACUUCCCAGCUUCUUCCCAGUCAAUCAUUCGCAUGUGAAAACGUAUAAAACAUGUAGAUGAAGACAACGAGCCUGUAUUGUCUUUAUUUUCUGUUAAAGUUUAAUUCGUAAACACCUAGGUACUUGAUCUUUAUUCACCUUCAUGAUCCACAUAAUACACUUACUCAGACAAAAUACUUUCUCUGUAUCUGCUAUGUAAUGAUUAACAAUGAUUUCUCCUUAAUGAACAUGAUUAUUGUUUUUUGUUGUUUUUUUUUUAAUUCAUGCAGUUUUAUAAAUAGGUGUAUUUGCUAUAUUAGCAAACUUGUACUUGUGUAUAUAAUGUGUACAUGAAUCAGACGAAUAAAGAAACUUUUUUUUCCUCACACGA
This is a messenger RNA of Ictalurus punctatus (channel catfish), 1260 nucleotides long. It is a transcript of the gene rabl3, whose product is annotated as RAB, member of RAS oncogene family-like 3. NCBI's taxonomy places the organism in Eukaryota, Metazoa, Chordata, Actinopteri, Siluriformes, Ictaluridae. Gene Ontology annotation, cellular component: endomembrane system. The record is from RefSeq and is marked provisional. Gene Ontology annotation, biological process: intracellular protein transport. Gene Ontology annotation, molecular function: GTPase activity.